UAUCUUGAAAAAGCCCUUGAAAUUCGACAACAAUCACUUCCUUCCAGUCAUCUUGAUUUGGCUUAUUCCUACGGCAACAUUGGUCAAGUGCACAGAAACAUGUGUAAUUAUCCGAAAGCACUUUCACAUUAUGAAAAAGCCCUUGAAAUUAAACAAAAAUCACUACCUCUCAAUCAUCCUGGUCUAGCUUCUUCCUAUAACAACAUUGGUAAUAUGCAUAAAACCAUGGGUGAUUAUCCGACAGCACUUUCAUCUCAUGAGAAAGCCCUUGAAAUUUGCCAACAAUCACUUCCUUCCAAUCAUCCUGAUUUUGCAAUUUCGUACAAUAACAUUGGUAAUGUGCAUUUCAACAUGGGUAAUUAUUCAAAAGCACUUCCUUAUCUUGAAAAAGCCCUUGAAAUUUGGCAACAAUCACUUCCUUCCAGUCAUCUUCAUUUGGCUUAUUCCUACGGCAACAUUGGUCAAGUGCAUAGAAACAUGGGUAAUUAUCCGAACGCACUUUCGUCUCAUGAAAAAGUCCUUGAAAUUUUGCAAGAAUCACUUCGUCCCAAUCAUCCUCCACUUUCGUCUCAUGAAAAAGCCCUUGAAAUUUUGCAAGAAUCACUUCGUCCCAAUCAUCCUCAUUUGGCUUAUUCGUACGGGCACAUUGGUUCAGUGUAUAACCACAUGGGUAAUUAUCCAAAAGCACUUUCAUCUCAUGAAAAAGCGCUUGAAAUUUGGCAACAAUUACUUCCUCCUAAUCAUCCUAAUUUGGUUGCUUCUUACAACAGUAUUGGUGAAGUGCAUAGAAGCAUGGGUAAUUAUCCGAAAGCACUUCCAUCUCUCGAAAAAGCCUUUGAAAUUCAACAACAAUCACUUUCCUCCCAAUCAUCCUAA
This is a messenger RNA of Adineta steineri, 876 nucleotides long. Lineage: Eukaryota; Metazoa; Rotifera; Eurotatoria; Adinetida; Adinetidae. The record is from the annotation of a GenBank genome assembly.